UCACAUCUUCUUCACAUUUUUGUGUUGUUGUGCAGCUCCACACUUCAUCGCUCCACAAAUGGGAAUACUAGACAUCUUUCUUCAGUCCGGCGGCGGCUUCGCGUCCCUGCUGGCGGCUGCCUCCGUCCUGCUGCUGGUCUACGCGCUCUCAUCGGCUUUGAGCUCACAAGAAACCGAAAACGAGCCUCCGGGCCCGAGACCGCUUCCUGUGCUAGGAAACCUCCUGCAGCUGGACCUCAAGCGACCCUACAACACCCUGGUGGAGAUGUCCAAGAAGUAUGGGCCAGUGUUCACCGUCUACCUAGGCUCUAAGAAGGUGGUGGUUCUGGCUGGCUACAAGGCGGUAAAGGAAGCCCUGGUAAACCACGCUGAAGAGUUUGGAGACAGAGAUGUCUUGCGCAUAGUGAAGCAGUACAACGACGGACACGGCAUCAUAUGGAGCAACGGGGACUCGUGGAAGGAGAUGCGCCGCUUCGCUUUGACCAACCUGAGAGACUUUGGGAUGGGAAGGAAGGCGUGUGAGGAAAAAAUCAUUGAGGAGUGCCAGCACGUCUUGGAAGUCUUUAGGAACUUCAGAGGCGAAGCAUUCGACACCACGCAGCCAAUCAACUACGCCGUCUCCAACAUCAUCUGCUCCAUCGUGUACGGGAACAGGUUCGACUACAAGGAUCCCGAGUUCACCGCCAUGGUGGAUGGUAUGAACCGGAAAAUCCAGCUGGCAGGCUUACCAUCUGCCCAGGUAUACAACUUGUUCCCAUGGCUCGGCAAGAGGCUGCCACAGAACAAGGAAUUCUUCAGACUGACAGUUGACUACGGGAGAAAGAAUCUGGAGAUAUUUAGACGACUGAGGGAAAGCCUCAAUCCACUCAUGUGCAGAAGCCUGGUGGACUCCUUCUUUGUCCGAAAGGAACACUUGGAGGAGAGCGGGAUCACCAACAGUCACUUUCAUGAUGAAAACCUGAUGUGGACAGUUCAGAACCUUUUUGCCGCCGGCACCGACACCACGGCCGCCACGCUCAGGUGGUCUCUGCUCCUCAUGGCCAAGUAUCCUGACAUCCAAGAAAAGGUCCAUGAGGAGCUGAGCAGAGUGAUCGGGGAUCGUCAGGUCCAAGUGGAGGACCGAAAGAACUUGCCCUUCACCGACGCCGUCAUCCAUGAGACGCAGAGGCUGGCCAAUAUCGCACCCAUGGCCCUCCCUCAUCGGACCAGCCAGGACGUCGUCUUCCGGGGGUACUUUAUCAAGAAGUACACCACCGUCUACGUCCUUCUCACGUCCGUCCUUCACGACGACAGCGAGUGGGAGAAGCCGCACUCCUUCCAUCCCGACCACUUCCUGGACAAGGACGGGAAUUUUGUCAAGAACGAUGCCUUCAUGCCCUUCUCAGCAGGUCGUAGGGCGUGUCUGGGAGAGAGUCUGGCCCGCAUGGAGCUCUUCCUCUUCUUCGUCACGCUGCUGCAGCACUUCCACUUCAGACCUCCCCUGGGGGUCUCCGAGGACCAGCUGGACCUGACCCCCCGUGUGGGCUUCACGAUCAGCCCGACCAAACACAUGCUGAGAGCGCUUGACGACAUGAGGGGGAGGCACUCGACCUCACUCGACCUCCCAAGCAUGGAUGUUUCGGACGCGUUCUGCUCGCCGACCUGCAGCUCAGUGCUCGGCUCUCUGCUGGUGCUGCUCCUCGCCUACGUGGCCUGGUCGUCGGCCUCCGGCUCGCAGGGGUCCCGCCGGGAGCCUCCGGGGCCCAGGCCGCUGCCCCUGCUCGGGAACCUGCUCCGUCUGAACCUGAACGGACUACACUGGAGCCUCCUGGAGAUGUCCAAGAAGUACGGCCCAGUGUUCACCUUCCACAUGGGGCCCAAAAAGGUGGUGGUUCUGGCCGGCUACAAGGCUGUGAAGGAGGCCCUGGUCCAGCACGGGGAAGAGUUUGGGGAACGAGAUCCUCUGAACACUGUCAAGGAGUCCAAGCUGGAGCAUGGCGUCCUAUGGAACAACGGAGACUCGUGGAAGGAGAUGCGUCGCUUCGCUUUGAGCAACCUGAGGGACUUUGGGAUGGGAAAGAAGGCGUGCGAGGACAAGAUCAUCGAGGAAUGUCAACACCUCUUGGAAGUCUUCAGGAACUUCAGAGGUGAAGCGUUUGACAACCACCAGCCGAUCAACUACGCCGUGUCCAACAUCAUCUGCUCGCUGGUGUUCGGCAGUAGGUUCCAGUACGAUGACCCCGCCUUCACAGCUAUGGUGCAGCGCAGCAGCAGGAGCGUUCAGAUUCUGGGCGGUCCAUCCUUGCAGUUGUACAACAUGUUCCCCUGGCUCGGCAAGUGGUUCUCCUGGCUCGGCAAGUGGUUCUCCUCGGCGAGAGAGGAGCUCCGCAGUCUGGGGAUGGCCAACCGCAAGCAGGCCACGGAACUGAUCCAGCAUCUGAAGGAGACUCUCAACCCGCAGAGCAGCCGAGGCUUCGUGGACGCCUUCCUCAUCCGGCAGCAGCGCCAGGAGGAGUCCGGGGACGUGGGUCACUUCCACAAUCAGAAUCUUCUGAUUACCGUCUCCAACUUGUUCGUUGCCGGCACAGAAACCACCUCCACUACGCUCAGAUGGGCGCUCCUCUUCAUGGCCAAGUACCCCCACAUACAAGAGAAGGUCCAUGAGGAGCUGAAUCGGGUGAUCGGAGAUCAUCAGGUCCAGGUGGAGGACCGCAAGAACUUGCCCUUCACCGACGCGGUCAUCCACGAGACGCAGAGGCUGGGCGACAUCGUUCCCAUGGCGCUCCCUCACCGGACCAGCCAGGACGUCACCUUCCGGGGAUACUUCAUCAAAAAGGGCACGACAGUGCACACUCUGCUGACGUCCGUCCUCCGGGACGAGAGCGAGUGGCAGAAGCCGGGUUCCUUCUAUCCUGAACACUUCCUGGACAAGGAGGGCAAGUUCAUCAGGCCCGACGCCUUCAUGCCCUUCUCAGCGGGUCGUAGGAUUUGUCUGGGAGAGAGUCUGGCCCGCAUGGAGCUCUUCAUCUUCUUCGUCACGCUGCUGCAGCACUUCCGCUUCAGACCUCCCCCAGGGAUCUCAGAGGACCAGCUGGACCUAACCCCGCGUGCGGGCUUCACGCUCAGCCCGACCGAACACAAGCUUUGCGCUGUCUCCGUUAGCGGACAAGCAGGCUAACAAGUUAACGCCUUGCACUUUUUUUUUCGCCAAUCAUCUCAACUGAUAAUUAUUUAAAAAGUCACGCACAUUUAUUUUUUCAUGACUCUUUGCACAAAUGUGUAAAUGCAAAGUAGGUGCUGAUUGUAUAUAAUGUAAUACUAGAGUUUAAAUUGUUUGACAUUCUUGAUGAAU
This is a messenger RNA of Phycodurus eques (leafy seadragon), 3331 nucleotides long. RefSeq lists its product as uncharacterized. Gene Ontology annotation, cellular component: intracellular membrane-bounded organelle; cytoplasm. The record is from RefSeq and is a predicted model, not a curated record. Lineage: Eukaryota; Metazoa; Chordata; Actinopteri; Syngnathiformes; Syngnathidae. Gene Ontology annotation, molecular function: iron ion binding; oxidoreductase activity, acting on paired donors, with incorporation or reduction of molecular oxygen, reduced flavin or flavoprotein as one donor, and incorporation of one atom of oxygen; heme binding. Gene Ontology annotation, biological process: xenobiotic metabolic process. The transcript is spliced from 18 exons. The coding region runs from base 59 to 3157 and encodes 1032 amino acids.